This is a messenger RNA of Ailuropoda melanoleuca (giant panda), 651 nucleotides long. RefSeq names its product GTP-binding nuclear protein Ran. The record is from RefSeq and is a predicted model, not a curated record. Gene Ontology annotation, molecular function: GTPase activity; GTP binding. The coding region runs from base 1 to 651 and encodes 216 amino acids. The transcript has a single exon. NCBI's taxonomy places the organism in Eukaryota, Metazoa, Chordata, Mammalia, Carnivora, Ursidae. Gene Ontology annotation, cellular component: cytoplasm; nucleus. Gene Ontology annotation, biological process: protein import into nucleus; ribosomal subunit export from nucleus.
AUGGCUUGCCAGGGAGACCCGCAGGUCCAGUUCAAGCUCGUUUUAGUUGGAGAUGGAGGCACCGGCAAAACGACCUUCGUGAAACGCCACUUGACUGGUGAAUUCGAGAAGAAAUAUGUUGCAACCUUGGGCGUAGAAGUACAUCCUCUGGUUUUCCACACUAACCGAGGGCCCAUCAAAUUCAAUGUGUGGGACACUGCUGGGCAGGAGAAGUUCGGGGGUCUUCGAGAUGGCUACUACAUACAAGCUCAGUGUGCCAUCAUCAUGUUUGACGUCACAUCAAGAGUCACAUAUAAGAAUGUCCCCAACUGGCAUCGAGAUCUCGUGCGAGUCUGUGAAAACAUCCCCAUAGUGCUGUGUGGCAACAAAGUGGAUAUUAAGGACAGGAAGGUGAAGGCGAAAUCCAUAGUCUUCCACAGGAAGAAGAAUCUCCAGUACUACGAUAUUUCUGCCAAGAGUAACUACAACUUUGAAAAACCCUUCCUGUGGCUUGCAAGAAAGCUAAUUGGUGAUCCCAACUUGGAGUUUGUAGCAAUGCCUGCCCUCGCACCUCCUGAAGUUGUUAUGGACCCAGCAUUGGCAGCACAGUAUGAACAAGAUUUACAGAUUGCCCAAACCACUGCACUGCCAGAUGAAGACGAUGAUCUGUGA